This is a messenger RNA of Mya arenaria, 1621 nucleotides long. Its product is annotated as monocarboxylate transporter 4-like. Gene Ontology annotation, molecular function: monocarboxylic acid transmembrane transporter activity. The coding region runs from base 99 to 1592 and encodes 497 amino acids. Gene Ontology annotation, biological process: transmembrane transport. The transcript is spliced from 6 exons. NCBI's taxonomy places the organism in Eukaryota, Metazoa, Mollusca, Bivalvia, Myida, Myidae. The record is from RefSeq and is a predicted model, not a curated record.
CAUGAUUAGAAUGAAGACUCACAAUAUAACUUAGAAUAGACGCUUAGUAUAUUUAUGCAAAUAUAGCGACCAAUGACCGGCGCGGUGUAGCUUACAAUAUGGAUAAUCAGAAACGGAAAGACGGAUGUCACAAAUGGUUGGUGUUUGGUGCUACCUACAUCCUAGCGGUAAUCAACAUUGGCAUGUUCUAUUCAUUUGCUGCCCUGUUUGUGCCAAUUAUGAACAGAUUUGGCGCAUCAAGAGCUGAAACAGCCAUCGUUCAGUCGACUUGUGGUGGAGUACUUCUUUGCUCUGGGUUCAUAUCAGGCAUUCUUAUUCACCGAAUGAAUGAAAGAACAGUCGGAAUUGUUGGCUCUUUGAUUAUAUUUAUCGGAAUGUUUUCAUCUGUAUUCGCUACGUCCGUUUUUGUAUUGGUGAUUUCACUUGGCGUGCUAUUAGGGGCCGGAAUGUCACCUAUAGUUAUUGGGACAAUUUCUAUUACCGGAAAACAUUUUGAAGGCAGCAACCUAAACAGAAUUGUUAUGUCUGUGCUUUCAACGGGCUCCGGUGUUGGUGGGAUUAUAUAUCCUUACAUCAUUGCAUACCUUGAUGAACAAUACGGCCUUCCGGGAAUUUUCAUGAUACUGGGCGGAGUGUUACUGAACAACAUAGCGCUAAUGAUACUUUGGUCAUCUGAUAAUAAACCACAUAAGGAAAAGAAAUCGACGAACGCGCCAGCAAAAGAAACACAUGAUAAUCCUGCAUUUCAUAUGAAGGAAAUAACAUCUUAUAACACAGAAAUCUCACAAAGGACACAGCAAGCACAUCAGAAUAAUAUUCAACAUGAAGCUCUCACAAGCACAAUUAAUACGGAACAUAACACAAACAUUGUGAUAAUUGAAAAGCUUGAAACCACGUGGGGUAAAAAUCGAGGAAACGGUGAAAGCAAUAAAAAAACAACAGAAACGAAGUUGAUCAUUAAAGAUAGUUUGUUAUCUCUAAUACGGAACAAAGUAUUUAUGAUGUAUUGUGUCAGCUUUUCCUUUGCAAUGCCAGCACUCAAUGUUCCUGUAAUUUUUAUAGUUGAUAUUUUCGUUAGUAGGGGAUUUUCAAUGAAGAAUGCUAUCUUUGCUUUGCUAAUGUUCAAUGUUUUCAGUGCGCUUGGACGCAUAUGCCCGGGACUACUUUUGAAAAUACCUAGCAUGCCAAUUCUUGGAGUACCAAUGUUAGCAUUACUUUUGAGUGCUAUAGGAACUGCGUUUAUGCCUUUGGUGGCUUCGUUAUCGCUUAUGAUCUCAGUAACAUGCCUAAUUGCACUGGGAAGCGGGAUGUGUAUUUCAGCGCUUGGUGCCACUACCAUUGACCUAGUUGGCACCGCAGAUUUAUCUAAUGCAGUUGGUAUGUUGUUUACGCUAAAUGGAAUUGGAUUUAUGGCUGUUGGACCUCUCAGUGGAUAUAUACGUGAUACCACGAAUAGCUACACCUACCCACUAGUCAGUGCCGCAUCAGCUAUUGCUGUUGGAUUUGUGGUUCUUGCAAUAGCCCUGCAGUACGAACGAUCUGAGGCCAAACUAAGAAAGCACGUGACCAAUACUGAACUUAUUGUGACGUAAUUUGAUGUUGGCGGAUAGUUUUGUCGCCA